AAUUUCAUUUCAACUUUUUGCUUAACAUCUGGCAUCUUUCGAUUUCAUAGUAAACAUCAAAUCUGCCAACAACACGUGCAUUUCUCACAGUCUUUCAAAAAUAAUUGUAGGAAUGGGGAAAAAUAAAAUUGAUGAUUUACCUGGCUUUCCGUCGCUGGAAAAGGGCGGCGACAACCAGGAAAGCAAUUUGCUAAAAUCCAAACCCUGGGCUAAGGCCAAGAAAAGUGGUGGUUUCCAAUCGAUGGGCUUAAGUUUUGAAGUUGUCAAAGGUAUAACAAAACGUGGCUACCGAGUACCCACACCCAUUCAGCGUAAAACCAUACCUUUGAUAUUGGAAGGCAGAGAUGUAGUUGCUAUGGCCAAAACUGGUUCGGGUAAGACAGCAUGUUUCUUGAUACCACUAUUCGAACGUUUGAGGCGUAGAGAUCCCACUAAGGGGGCCAGAGCUUUAAUAUUGUCGCCCACUCGAGAGUUGGCAGUGCAAACUUAUAAAUUUAUUAAAGAUUUGGGUAAAUUUAUGGAUUUGAAGACUAUCUUGGUGUUGGGUGGUGAUUCCAUGGAUUCACAAUUUUCUGCCAUACACACAUGCCCAGAUGUCAUAGUAGCUACUCCGGGUAGAUUUUUGCAUUUGUGUGUUGAAAUGGAUUUGAAAUUGAGUUCAGUAGAAUAUGUGGUGUGUGAUGAAGCUGAUCGUUUAUUUGAAAUGGGUUUUGGUGAACAGUUGAAUGAAACUUUGCAUCGUUUGCCUCACUCUCGUCAAAUGGUGCUGUUUUCUGCCACUCUGCCCAAGCAAAUGGUGGAAUUUGCAAGAGCUGGUUUAAGUGAUCCAGUUUUAAUACGUUUGGAUGUUGAAUCUAAGCUGCCCGAUGCUUUGAGUUUGAAAUUUGUCUAUUGUCGUCCGGAUGAUCGUUAUACCACAUUGAUUACUUUGCUCAAGUAUGUCAUACCACACACUGCCCAAACUGUGGUAUUUACUGGUACUCAACAUCAUGUUGAGCUGAUAUCAUUUAUCCUUACAGAAUGUGGCAUAACCAAUGCCUCGGUUUAUUCCAGUCUGGAUCCCUCGGCUCGUAAAAUUAAUACCGCCAAAUUUGUUAACAAAAAAGUUUCUGUUUUAAUCGUUACCGAUGUGGCCGCCCGUGGUAUUGAUAUACCCAGUUUAGAUUUUGUGGUGAAUUUACAUUUCCCCGGCAAACCCAAGUUAUUUGUACAUCGUGUGGGUCGUUGUGCUCGUGCUGGUCGCACUGGUACUGCUUACUCGAUUUUCUCCACAGAUGAUACGGCACAUAUGUUAGAUCUACAUUUGUUUUUGAAUCGUGAAUUCAAUAUCAAUGAUUCGUCGGUCAUAGGCACAGUGCCACAAGAUCUGUUGGAAGAGGAACAUUUGACGGUAACGGAGAUAAAGAGAAAUACUAAUAUUAGCGGCGUUCUGCGUACUAGUGAAAAUGCUUAUAAGAAAUAUCUCUCCUCCCGGCCCGUAGCUUCUACCGAUGCCAAUGCUCGCGUUAAAAAACUGAAAUUUUUUGCCUUAAAACCUUUAGAGGAUUUCAUAGUUAAUGCUGUGCCCAAAUUAGCAGCCGCUAGUGAAAUAAAAUCCACCAAAACUAUGGAACAGAUAACCGAAGAAGAGCGUGAUUUGCAAAAUCAAAAACAUGACUUAUUGCUGCAAAUGCGCAACUUUAAGCCUCACAGUACCAUUUUUGAAUUAAACAACACCCAAAAGUCGGUGCCCUAUUCGGUUAUGAAACAGAAACGUUCUAAACAUUCAGAAGUUAUUGAAAAAUAUCGCGCUAAAAUGGAAGAGCUGGAUAAGGAAGUGGAAAAACAGGCGGAACAAGUUAAAACAGAUAAGAAGGCUCCAAAAAGUGAUGUAAACGAGGAGGAAAUCAAUUCAGCAUUUAAAAAAGUGUUUGCCCCCAAAAGACCACAAAAUAUGGACGAUCUGUAUAAAGAGAAACCUAAGAGACAAAAGCGAUCAACGCAUACCAAUGCCAAAGACACUGAGAACUUUGUACCCUACCAAUCAGCCGAUAAACACACCGAAGACGGUUUGGCUAUAAACUCCUUUGAACGUCAAGCCAUGAAGGCAGAAUUUUCGGUAAUUGAUCGUGAAACAAAUGAAGUACGUCACAAGCAAGGUUUAAUGAAAUGGGAUCGUAUAAAGAAGAAAAUGGUUUCCGUACAAGAUCCUAGAGCUGGUAAAAUUCGCACAGAAUCGGGUGCCUGGAUACCGGCCUCAUUUAAGACGGGACGCUAUACAUCAUGGAAGGAGAAAACUAAAAUCGAAGAACAAUUGUCCAAAGAAGUGGGCAGUGAUGAUGAUAGCUUUAAACCAUUAUCGCACGAAAGACGUUAUCCCGUUAGUCGACAUGCUAGACACAAUGCUAAGCUGGAGGAAAAGAAAAGAGCUGGCACAGGCAUGGGUACGGGCAAGGGUAAGGGCACGGGCAAAGAAUUGCGUACACCCGAACAGAUUGUUAAAUCCCGUAUGCGUUUGGAAUUCAUUAAGAAACGUAACACUGAAAAUACCGAACGUAAAACUGAAAAUCGUAAGCGUAGUAUGCGUAAAACUCAAAGACCACGCAUGGCUUCAAAGGGUAAGGGUAAAAAGAAGUAGAAUACUUGUUUUAUUUUCUUUUUUUUUACUUAAUUUUUUAGUUUUUAUGUGAAUUUGUAACUACUACUUCUAUUACUUUUUAAAAAUGGCAAAUAAAUUAAAACAAAAACUAUAUUUACAAA
This is a messenger RNA of Calliphora vicina (urban bluebottle blowfly), 2739 nucleotides long. Its product is annotated as ATP-dependent RNA helicase DDX54. Gene Ontology annotation, cellular component: nucleus. The transcript has 8 exons. The record is from RefSeq and is a predicted model, not a curated record. Bases 113 to 2617 code for a protein of 834 amino acids. Lineage: Eukaryota; Metazoa; Arthropoda; Insecta; Diptera; Calliphoridae. Gene Ontology annotation, molecular function: RNA binding; RNA helicase activity; ATP binding.